AUGGCUAUGACACCACAGACCUCGGACUCCUCCCUAUCGACGGGGCCCGUUCGAUCCAUCCAGGAGCCGAUCGCCGUGGUUAGCAUGGCAUGUCGAUUGCCCGGACAUAGUGAUACCCCUCAGAAACUAUGGGAAUUCCUGAUGAACGAGGGUGUGGCCGACACCAAGGUUCCAACAACACGAUUCAACGUGGACGCCUUCUAUGAUGGGUCUGAUCGGCCCAAAACAAUGCGCUCCCCCGGCGCCAUGUUUAUGGAAUCCGUCGACCCGGCGAAGUUCGAUGCGUCAUUCUUUAACAUUUCAGCGCAGGAGGCAACGGCCAUGGAUCCGCAACAACGGAUCAUACUCGAGGUGAUCUAUGAAGCUUUGGAGAAUGCCGGUAUUACAUUAGAGUCGCUAGCAGGCCAACGAUAUGGUUGCUUCGUCGGAGGUCAUCCUGGAGACUACUGGGACGUAUUCGCCCGGGAUCCAGACUCCAGGCCGGUGAAUGCGGGUAUCGGUGGCUCCGGAACCAUGUUGAGCAAUCGCGUCAGUCACUUCCUGGGUAUUACAGGUCCUAGCAUGUCCCUUGAUACCGCAUGCUCCAGCUCGUUGGUGGCACUAGACAUGGCAUGUAAAGUUCUUCAAACUGGAGAGAUCAAUGGAGCCGUCGUCGCGGCAUCCAACCUGGUGCUGCACCCGGAAUAUGGUUGUGACACUGGACCGAUCAGAAACACCCACUCGCCAACAGGGCGCUGCCACACAUUCGAUGCCAAGGCAGACGGGUAUAUAAAGGCAGAAGGAAUCAAUGCAGUGAUUCUGAAACGACUUGACGAUGCCAUACAGGAUGGAGACCCAAUUCGAGCAGUCAUUCGAGGUACCUCGAAUAAUCACAGCGGUCGCACGCCUGGUAUUGCAUCGCCCAGCGCUGAUGCCCAGGCCGCGGCGGUGCGCACCGCAUAUGAGAAUGCUAACAUCACCGACCUUUCUCUUACGUCGUACCUUGAAUGCCAUGGUACCGGCACCUUAGCUGGAGACCCGGUGGAGGUGACCGGCGUCUCCUCUGUCUUUGCACCGUCACGGGCGCAUGAUAGACCACUGCACAUUGGAUCAAUAAAAAGUAACAUCGGGCACUCGGAGACUGCGGCGGGUUUGUCCGGCUUGAUGAAAGCCAUCAUGAUCUUAGAAACAGGGCUCAUUCCAGGCAAUCCGACAUUUGAAACGCCGAAUCCUAAUAUUGACUUCAGUGGAUUGAAGGUCAAGGUGAGUCGAAGUGUCGUCCCUUUCCCCAACGACGUCCCAUUUCGACGCGUAGGUGUGAACAAUUUUGGAUUUGGCGGCAGCAACUCUCACGCUAUCUUGGAAGAGCCCAAGGUGGUUCACUUGGAUUACUGUCCCACACAUAAAACGUCCUACACGGCUCCUAGUCCGGAUUCUGUAACAGAAGAGGCUGCCAAGCAACCACAUAUACUCUGCUUCUCAGCAAACAAUCGGGACUCUCUCCACCGUUAUAUUGAGAAGUUCUCUCAACAUUGUACCAGCCCAAGCGUACACCUUAAUGUCCGAGAUGUGGCCUACACACUCGGCGUGCGCAGAAGCAAACACUUCCACCGGGGCUACCUCAUCACCGAUGACCUAAAGCAUAUCGACCCAGCAACGGCAGUUUACGGGAAGAAAAGUGUAAACGCCGUGAAUGUGGGCUUUGUCUUUACCGGCCAAGGCGCACAAUGGCCUCAGAUGGGCUUAGAACUAUUGACAUCAUUUCCUGUUGCAAGGAAAUGUGUUGAAAAACUGGAAACUGUGUUGCAGCGUCUGCCCACCAAGCCGACAUGGUCAUUAUAUGACGAGUUGACCAAGCCAUGUAGCCCUGAUCAUAUCCGAAAUCCGGAGCUCAGUCAACCACUAGUCACCGCAUUGCAGAUAGCAAUCAUCGAACUCUUCCGAAGUUGGGGGAUCUCGCCCACCAGUGUGGUUGGUCAUUCCUCGGGCGAGAUUGCAGCUGCCUAUGCGGCGGGCUACCUGAGCGAUGCCGAAGCUAUCGUUGUUGCAUACCAUCGUGGUCUGGCUUCCGAGAAGGCGCAGUUAAACGAUACGCCACCUCUCGGGAUGCUCGCGGUCGGAUUAGGUGGAGAGCAAGUCACGCCUUACAUUGAUGGGUUGGAAGGGGUUGAGAUUGCGUGUUACAAUAGCCCUGCAAGCGUGACAUUAUCUGGGCUUACCUCGGUGCUGGAGCAGGUCAAAGCCAGACUCACGGAGGGUGGCGUGUUCGCUCGAAUGCUGCAAGUAGAGCUUGCGUAUCACUCGACCUAUAUGGAGACGAUUGGUGAGGUGUAUGAGACUCUGCUCAACCGUGACCUCCCAACAGUCGCGCGGGAGAUCCCAUCACCAGGCGAUAUCGCAAUGUUUUCAUCGGUCACGGGAUCCCAGCAAGAGGAGUGUCCGGACAUUGAAUACUGGAAGAGGAACAUGACCUCUCCUGUUCGCUUCCAGGAUGCGGCUGGUACCAUGUUGUGUGGUAACAACCCGGUGGCGUUGUUGGUUGAAAUUGGGCCUCAUGGCGCGCUGAAAGGACCCAUCACACAGAUCCAAAGGGCCCUCGAGGGGACACCAUCCAAGGUUCCCUAUCAUUCCGCAUUGAAUCGAGGCUCUGAUUCAAUACAUAGCACACUCGCAGUCGCCGGUCAACUCUUUCUGGCCGGGGCUCCCGUCGAUCUGGAGAGGGUUAUUGCAGACAGAGAAGGAACCCGCCCCAUGGUGAUCGUGGACCUGCCGAACUACUGCUGGGACCAUUCCACAUCGUACUGGCACGAGACACAAUCUAGCAAGGACUGGAGAUUCCGACCCUUUGUUCACCAUGACUUGCUGGGAAGUAAAAUCCUCGGCACAUCGUGGCUCCAUCCAACAUUUAAGAAAACCAUGGAUCUCAGUCAUCUCCCGUGGUUGCGAGAUCACCUAAUCGGGACGGACGUCGUCUUUCCUGCAUCGGGAUACAUCGCAAUGGCAGUCGAGGCAAUGUACCAGACCAGCUGUAUGCGUAAACAAAGCCGUCCAUUUCCCCUUCCCAAUGAAUUAGGGUACCAAUUGCGGAAUAUCCGAUUCAAUGCGGCGCUUGUUUUGGAAGAAGAUGUAGAGAGUGAAGUCUAUCUUACAAUGAACCCAUCCCAAGGAGGAAAUGAGAACUGGUCUGAGUUCUCGAUAUCAUCUCAUAGAGAUGGUACCAUUACCCAACAUGCAACUGGAUUAAUCCGGCUCCAGGAGCCCGUUAUUGACCCAGCAGAUGAGACGGAUAUAGCACCAUUCCAGCAUGCCUCUCCCGGGCAUCUAUGGACCAAGGCCUGCGCCGAGCUGGGAUAUCACUAUGGUCCUGCAUUUCAUCUCUUGGAGAAAGUGGAAUCGCGUGCUGGUCAGCGACGGGCUCGCGCAUUGAUCACACUAGCCGACCCCCCUUCAGCUCAUGAUCCUCAGUCUUUGUAUCCUGUUCAUCCUGCCGCGCUUGACGGUGUACUCCGAGCCGUUGUACCUGCAGCUAUCGCUGGAGACCGCAGCAGAAUGGCUGAGACUCUAAUCCCCGCUAUGGUCGAUGACCUGAUUAUUAACCCCACCCAUCGACCACGCGCGGGUAUAGCGGUCGCUUCUAGCUAUUACUCUGGGCGUGGGAGAGAAGAUACCGAGAAGAGCUAUCUAGGAAGCACUUCUGUAUAUGACCCAACUAGCGGUGCUCUACUAAUUCGAAUGACCGGAUUAUCGAGUCACAGGAUUGAUUUGGGCAUUGAUCCGAUAAAUCGGCAUACCCUCGUCCACGAUGUCCUGAAGCCGGAUAUUUCCACGCUGAACGGGGAGGCCAUAAAACAACUUGGACAAGUGCACACGAAUAUGACUCCGUUGCUUCUUCGGUUAAUGGUCCACAGGAAGCCCUCCCUGAAGGUGCUUGAAAUUGAUCUAGGAACGCGUGAACCUGGAAGCCUGUGGCUUGAAUCUCUGGAAACAGAUGAUGACUUGCAGUGCCAAUACCGUUAUAUAGCCCGCGAUGCCACAAAUCUUUCUAGCGUGGAGUCGAACUAUCGCGAUCAAGCAAACACCUCCUUCCAGCUCCUAGAUCCCGAAUGCAGCCACUUAGGUGUUGGGAAACAGGAACAAUUUGACCUGAUAAUACUCAAGGCCAUCUCGCCUUUGCCUCAAAGAUCAGCGGCCGUCGUGAGGGCCGUGAAAGACCUACUCUCGCUUGACGGUUAUAUACUGGCAAUCGAUCACACAGAGGCUCGUCUUGGCCCUGACUCAGAAUCUUCGUUGGCCUACAUAGUUGAGAAUAUGAAAUUCGCAAGGGUGCUCUCCAUCCCAUCUCAGCGACGGGCAUGCGUUUUAUGCAUACCACCAAUGGUCGCAGACUCUACUCCGCCAACCGCCAAGCAGCUGCAUGUCAUCCGUAUGGGAGAAAAGACUGUCCUACCUCCUAUGGCCGAACAGUCCUUGACAGAAGCAGGGUGGCAAAUAGCUGAGCAUGAUUAUGUGACCGCAAAUGUCCCAGCUGGUGCUUCAGUCCUUAUUCUGGAUGAGUUAUACUCGCCCCUCCUAAUGGACAUCACUGAGGCACAAUGGCUGUGCCUCCGCCAUCUUAUUACCAGCGGCUGCAAGCUUGUCUGGGUCACUCGAGGCGGCCAACUUUCCGCCUCUGAGCCAGGUAGUGCGCUAGCUGCUGGGCUUUUCCGCUCAAUCCGAUCUGAGGAUCCUGCGGCUACACUGAUGACCUUGGACAUACAAAGUCAAGAUGCGUCAGCAGCACUGGUCUGUCUUCCUCUAGUUUUGGAACAACUCCAGGUGCGCGAAACUGGUCUAGUGACCGAUAAUGAAUAUGUGGAGCAAGAUGGUAUCCUACACAUACACCGGGUCGUACCUUACCAUCCGUUGAGCCAUGAUAUUCAAUCAUGGCGGGAGGGUUUUGUGGAGACAUCACUAUCCACCAAUGGUCCCAUCACACGUCUAGUAGCCGAGGAUAUCGGCACUCUAGAAGGCCUACGCUUCGUCCAAACCCCGGACGACACCCUCGCCGACAAUCAUGUUGAAAUUGAGAUUCAGGCUGCGGGACUAAACUUCAAAGACGUUGCGGUUACGAUGGGCAUAGUGCCUGAGAAUGAACAUCUACUGGGUCUGGAAGGGUCCGGCAUCAUUCGUCGUGUUGGGUCGAACAUUGAUGAUAAAUCUAUUAUCGGGACUUCUGUCGUCUUCAUGGAGAAAGGAGCCUUCGCCAACCGUAUCCAGGUCCCAUUGGAAUUCACACAUCCUAUCCCCAACACCAUGUCGUUCAGCGAGGCAGCUACGAUCCCGGUCGCGUUCUGCACAGCACUCUACUCUCUGUUUGAUAUGGCAGACCUACAACCCGGACAGUCCGUCCUUAUUCAUUCAGCUUCCGGGGGUGUUGGCAUUGCCUGUAUUCAAUUGGCUCAAUAUGUCGGAGCUGAGAUCUACGUGACAGUUGGUAGUGACGCAAAGCGUCGCUUCCUACAUGACACAUAUAAGAUCCCCUAUGAACGCAUGUUCUCAUCCAGAUGCUCCAAGUUUGCCGCGGAGAUCAUGAAGGCCACCAAUGGAGAGGGCAUCAAUGUGAUCGUGAACUCGAUCACGGGCGACUUACUCGAUGCAACCUGGAGAUUGUGUGCCGCUGGGGGCAUUCUGGUCGAGCUUGGCAAGAGGGAUAUGGUGGAGCGUAAUGCUCUAUCCAUGGAGCCGUUCGACCGGGGCUGUUCAUUCCGUGCUGUAGACCUUUCACACCCCAGGCUGUUACGGAAAUUGCCUAGUAUCCUUCGCCGUGUUUUUAGCCUUGCAAUCAAUGGUCAUAUCCGCCCUAUUGAUCAGAUUACAACCUAUCCUAUCACCCAGGCCGCGGAGGCCUUUUCUUUCAUGCGCAGUGGAAAGCACAUAGGAAAGGUUGUGAUCCAAGGCAUGGCUACCACGGAAAAGCUAACCGCCGCGGUACGCCCUCUGCACCGGGAUAUAACGUUCAACGCCGGAUCUGCCUAUCUCAUUGUAGGCGGUCUCAAAGGCCUGUGUGGUAGCUUAGCCUUGCACCUGGCUCAGCGAGGUGCCCGCCAUUUGGUGGUGAUGUCUCGUAGCGGAUGUGCGGAUCCUCGCUCACAAUCGGUCAUUACCAAUUGUCAGUCCCUGGGAUGCCAUGUGCAUGUCUGCCGCGGUGAUGUUUCGCGCAAGGUCGACGUGCAACAGGCAUUUAUCCAAGCUCCUGUUCCCAUCAAGGGUGUUGUACAGGGUGUGAUGCUCCUGCGUGACCGACCCUAUGAGCUGAUGACAAUCAACGAGUUUCACGAAUCCAUCGAGGGAAAGGUCCAAGGCACAUGGAAUCUGCACAAUGUCUCCAUCGAAUGCGGUCUUGAACUAGACUUCUUCCUCCUCCUUUCAAGCAUCUCGAGCGUGGUGGGCGCCCCAGGCCAAGCAAACUAUGCGGCUGCCAACAGCUUCCUUGACUCUUUCGCCGGUCAUCGACGAUCCAUGGGUCUUGCCGCCCAGACGAUUAACCUGGGUGUGGUGGAAGAUGUUGGGGUUGUGGCAGAAUCGGAGGACUUAUCUCAGCGUCUUGAAGCCUCUGGGGAGUUGGUUGGCAUCCCCGAGCGUGUGCUCCAUUGUAUGGUGGAUUAUUCCCUCCGGCAGCAGUUUCUUCAGUCUACCCACCAGCCGGAUUCAGGGCCUUCGGAAAUCCCAACCCGGCUCAUAACUGGACUCGCCGUGCCUCAAGAUCCAACCGAAUCUGGCCUCCGAUCCGAUCCUCGCUUCCGCGGACUUUUUGGCGGUAAUUCGAACUCCCAAGGCAAUGCAGGAAAACCGACGGACGAGCUCGCGGCCGCACUCCAAUCGUUCCACGCCAUGAUUCGCGCUGAUGUAGCAGCCGAUGAACUGCACGAACCGUGUCUGAGCAUCCUCGCCACUCGGCUAGCGCGGAUGUUGCGCUAUAAUGAAAACCAGCAGAUUGAGCCUGGGCAACCCCUAUCAGUGUAUGGGCUGGACUCUCUCUCCAUGGUGGAACUGCGGAAUUGGAUCAAGGCUCAGAUGGGGGCCACAGUAACUACGUUUGACGUCCUUAACGCUAAUAGUUUGAUCAUGUUGGCACAACGGGUGGUAAAUAAGUUACGUCGUGAAUAGAGACUCACUAGGUGCUUGCAG
Aspergillus caelatus is the source of this 7146-nucleotide messenger RNA. Its product is annotated as type I polyketide synthase. NCBI's taxonomy places the organism in Eukaryota, Fungi, Ascomycota, Eurotiomycetes, Eurotiales, Aspergillaceae. The transcript is spliced from 8 exons. The record is from RefSeq and is a predicted model, not a curated record. Gene Ontology annotation, biological process: fatty acid biosynthetic process; secondary metabolite biosynthetic process. Gene Ontology annotation, molecular function: phosphopantetheine binding; fatty acid synthase activity; 3-oxoacyl-[acyl-carrier-protein] synthase activity. The coding region runs from base 1 to 7125 and encodes 2374 amino acids.